AUGACCUCGCCGAAAUUGCUGAAUGCUACUGUUAAAUGCGUGCUUUCGGGUGAUACACUAAUUCUUCGUGGAAAGCAGACCGCAAACCAACCUCCUCCGGAAAGGCAAUUAAAUUUGGCAUAUAUCCAGGCCCCGAGAAUAGGAAAUCAAAAAAAAGAUGAUGAGCCCUUUGCGUUCGAAUCUCGCGAGUUCAUUCGUUCUCGCAUAGUUGGAAAAGAAGUUUCAUUCCGUGUUGACUAUACCAUCCCGAACUCUGGUAGGGAGUAUGGCACCGUCUACCUAGGCAGUGAGAAUCUCGCCCAUUUGGUAGUCAAAGAAGGAUGGGCCAAGGUCAGAGAGGAAAAUAGAAAGAAUAAGGAAGAAGAUAGAGAUUACGAUGACCUAAUUUCUUUUGAACAAGCCGCACAAUCGGCCGUCAAAGGAAUAUGGCAAGAUAAAGAGAAGUAUUCCCGUAAUGUCAACUAUACCUUUCAAGAAGAUUCAAAAGCAUAUUUGGAAAAAUACAAAGGGCAACCGAUUGACGGUAUCGUCGAACAAGUGCGAGAUGGUUCUAGCCUUCGCGUUCUAUUAAUGCCUCCUUCCGCUCCUCAACAGUAUCUUAAUAUAAACAUAUCCGGAAUUAAGGCACCCAUUGUUCGGAGGGAUAUUCCAGAUCAAGAUAAUAUCGUUGAACCAUUUGGAGAAGAGGCAAAAUAUUUUGUGGAAUCCAGGUUACUCCAGAGAAAUGUGAGAGUCAUACUGGAAGGACUUUCCGGAAAUAAUCAAGUAUUCUCCGCCUCAAUCUUGCAUCCCGCGGGCAACAUUGCGGAAGCAUUAGUAAGCGCGGGAUUGGCCAAGGUUUUGGACUGGAGUAUAACGGUGGUUACUGAUGGUCCAGCGAAAUUACGUGCUGCCGAAAAUGCCGCGAAACAAAAAAGGUUGAAAAUAUGGCAUGAUCAUGUGGCUAGAAGUAAGGCUGGUGGUGACGAUCAUGAAUUUGAAGGAACUGUGAUUCGCAUUGUCAACGGUGAUACCCUUUGUGUAAGAGUAAAUCGAACCGGAGUCGAAAAAAAACUCCAGUUGUCAAGUAUCCGACAACCAAAGUAUGUUCAACUGUCUGCAUUUUCAUCGCUGGAACAAAAUCUAAAAGAGUUAGUAUCCAAAACAAAUAGACCAAAAGACCCCAAGAUUCCGGAGUACAAUCAUGAUGCCAAAGAGUUCUUGCGGAAGAAGUUGAUAGGAAAAACGGUUCGUGUCACUAUCGACUAUCAAAAACCCGCGUCGGAUGGGUAUGAGGCUAAGGAGUGUGCUACCAUCAAACUUGGUGAAUUCAAUCCAGCAGAAGCUCUGCUCGAGCGCGGGCUCGCUCAGAUUAUAAGGCAUAGAAGAGAUGAUGAGGAUCGUUCAAGCUGUUACGAUCAGCUUCUAAUAGCGGAACAAAAGGCUCAGACAAAUGCCAAAGGCGUCCAUAGCAACAAAGAACCACCUACGUACAGGAUCGGUGAUGCCUCGGAGAACGCUUCGAAAGCCCGCCAAUACCUUCAUUCUCUGCAGAGAGUUGGUCGCAUUAACGGUGUCGUUGACUUUGUUAAUAACGCGACAAGAUUUAAAAUUUACCUUCCUAAGGAAGGUUAUAAAAUAUCUUUUGUUCUUGGUGGUAUUCGUGCACCUCGAACUGGUAGAACGCCGUCCGAAAAAUCGGAACCCUAUGCUACCGAGGCUUUUGAAUUUGCCAAUCGCAAAGUAUUGCAGCGUGAUGUUGAGAUCGAGGUGGAAAAUGUCGAUAAGACUGGCGGAUUCAUUGGUACUCUCUGGCUCAAUAAAACGGACAACUUUGCGGAAUUGCUAUUGCAAGAAGGACUCGCGAAAGUUCAUUCGUUUGGCCCCGACGCGAAUAAGUUUCGAAAGGCUGAGACGGAGGCCAGAGAGGCGAGGAAAAAUAUUUGGUCUCUCCAAGAACCUUUAGAGGAAGUUGACGUGACAUCAUUAGAAGAAGGUGAACCUCGCAAAGAAUAUAUAGACGUUGAGAUCUCGGGGAUUGUCUCGGGAGGACAUUUUUAUGUCCAGGUUGUGAAUGAUGACAUUACCAGUCUAGAAAAGAUGAUGUCUGAAUUUAGACUUUACCACAAGAAUACUCAGACUUCUAACGCUUCAAGCCUUAAAACCGAUCAAAUUGUCGGCGCACAGUUUACUGCGGACAACCAAUGGUAUCGCGCAAAGAUAAAGAAGCUUUCGAGCGAUAAAAAGAGUGCCGAAGUGGUUUACAUUGAUUAUGGAAACUCGGAAACAAUCCCUCUUUCUCGGAUUCGCUCUAUUCCCGACAAUUUCAAAAAGCUACCGGCACAGUCGCAGGAGGCUGUGCUCUCGUUUAUAAAAGUUCACGAACGUGAUACCGACUAUGGCGAAGAAGCCUACGAAAAAUUCCAAAAUAUUGUAGCUAAUAAACAGCUUGUUGCCAAUAUCGAUUACCGUGAGCGUAAUUUACUUCACCUCACUCUCUACAAUCCUGCGCAAGCUCAAUCUUCCGAAGUCUCGAUAAAUGCCGAAUUGGUUCGCGCUGGUCUUGCGUUGGUCAACAAAAAGCUACCUUAUUAUAAACGCUAUCCUAAUUUGACGAAAAAAUUGGAGGAAUCUCAGGAAGAGGCGAAAAAGGAAAGGAUGGGGAUGUUUGAGUAUGGUGAUGCGACGCAGGAUGACGAUGAUGAUGCUGGUUAUUAA
Molecule: messenger RNA, 2697 nt
Organism: Acaulospora colombiana
Lineage: Eukaryota; Fungi; Glomeromycota; Glomeromycetes; Diversisporales; Acaulosporaceae
Source: the annotation of a GenBank genome assembly